UCAGCUGACGGCUCCCGCGGGUCGGCGGGUUCGCGGACGGGGCUCCCGCGGGCAAUGGCGGGGCCGCCGCUGAGCCGCUGCUGGUCUGGCCGCGGGGCCCGGGGGCUCGCGGCGGGCCUCCUGCUCCUGCUGUCCGUGGUGCGGUCCGCGGCGGAGGAGGACUUCAGCCUGGUGCAGCCGCUGGUGACCAUGGAGCAGCUGCUGUGGCUGAGCGGGAGGCAGAUCGGCUCGGUGGACACUUUCCGCAUCCCGCUCAUCGCCGCCACCCCGCGCGGCACCCUGCUCGCCUUCGCCGAGGCCAGGAAGAAGUCGGCCGCCGACCAGGGCGCCAAGUUCAUCGCCAUGAGGAGGUCCACGGACCAGGGCAGCACGUGGUCCUCCACUGCCUUCGUCGUGGACGACGGGGAGGCCUCGGACGGGCUGAACCUCGGGGCGGUGGUGAGCGACGCGGACACGGGGGUUGUGUUCCUCGUGUACACCCUGUGCGCUCACAGGGUCAGCUGCCAGGUGGCCUCCACCAUGCUGGUGUGGAGCAAGGACGACGGCGUUUCCUGGAGCCCGCCGCGCAACCUCUCCGUGGAGGUCGGCACCGAGAUGUUUGCCCCCGGCCCCGGCUCUGGCAUCCAGAAGCGGCGGGAGCCGGCCAAGGGCCGCCUCAUCGUGUGCGGGCACGGCACGCUGGAGCGGGACGGGGUCUUCUGCCUGCUCAGUGACGACCACGGGGCGUCCUGGCGCUACGGGAGCGGCGUGAGCGGCCUUCCCUUCGGCCAGCCCAAGCACGAGCACGACUUCAACCCCGACGAGUGCCAGCCCUACGAGCUCCCGGACGGCUCGGUCAUCAUCAACGCCCGCAACCAGAACAACUACCACUGCCGCUGCAGGGUCGUGCUCCGCAGCUACGACGCCUGCGACACGCUCCGGCCGCGGGACGUGACCUUCGACCCCGAGCUCGUGGACCCCGUGGUGGCUGCGGGAGCGUUAGCCACCAGCUCCGGCAUCGUCUUCUUCUCCAACCCAGCGCACCCCGAGUUCCGCGUGAACCUGACCCUGCGCUGGAGCUUCAGCAACGGCACGUCCUGGCAGAAGGAGAGGGUCCAGCUGUGGCCCGGACCCAGCGGCUACUCGUCGCUGACGGCGCUGGAAAGCGGCGCGGACGGGGAGAAGCAGCCGCCGCAGCUGUUCGUGCUCUACGAGAAGGGCCUGAGCCGCUACACCGAGAGCAUCUCCAUGGUCAAAGUCAGCGUGUACGGCUCGCUCUGAGCCGGCGGCUCCCAGAACACGGCUCGGCCCCCGCCGUCCGCAGGGCCGAGCUGGUGGCUAACUUCCCGUCGACGGGAGGUCACUCAUGAUGACUUACCGAGCUUCCUCUCCCAGACAGCACGGCCCUCCCUCGGCAGGAGCACUUUUUUCCAGAGUGCUGGGCAGGCCUGUCCGCCCUCUCCAAGGACAGUGGGGCUGUUCCUUUCUGGGCCCGGAAGGGGCUGGGUCCCCGGGCAGUCGCACAGCUGUGAACUCAGGGAACCGGGAGGGCCGGGUGGCCUCCUGGGUGUGGAGGUAGGUACCGGUGAUCCGAAGAGCAGUUGCUCAAAGUCCCCCGGCAGAAGGCCCUUCAGGACACACCCUUUGAUUAUUUAUGAAUCGAAAUAGUUGUAACUUAAAAUUCUUGAUGAAGGAGAAAA
Meriones unguiculatus (Mongolian gerbil) is the source of this 1679-nucleotide messenger RNA. RefSeq names its product neuraminidase 1 (gene Neu1). The transcript has 6 exons. Gene Ontology annotation, cellular component: membrane; cytoplasm; lysosome. The coding region runs from base 55 to 1260 and encodes 401 amino acids. Gene Ontology annotation, biological process: ganglioside catabolic process; oligosaccharide catabolic process. The record is from RefSeq and is a predicted model, not a curated record. Gene Ontology annotation, molecular function: exo-alpha-sialidase activity. NCBI's taxonomy places the organism in Eukaryota, Metazoa, Chordata, Mammalia, Rodentia, Muridae.